Messenger RNA from Drosophila serrata, 2831 nucleotides. RefSeq names its product cyclin E (gene CycE). Lineage: Eukaryota; Metazoa; Arthropoda; Insecta; Diptera; Drosophilidae. The record is from RefSeq and is a predicted model, not a curated record.
UAAAGAGAAAAAGAGUGGGGACCACGAUCAAUCGAUUCGCUCUCUCUCGUCGCACGUCGCCAAUAGUGUGUUUCGUUUCGUUUGAGUUUGCUGAAAAACGGGCAGAAACCACUCCGGACCGCAGGCGGAUUGCUCCGCAGACAGACAUAAAGAACUCCCUACGAUCUGGCCUUGACUUGCCGGAGGUUAAGCUGCCGAAAAACUGAAACUGCGGACGGACGUGGCUGUGUGUGCUGGUGUAUGUGCGCGGCGGUGUGUGCAAUUUUUUUCAUCAUCAUCCCCAGUCUGAGAUCCGAGCCGCGUGUGUUUGCUAUAUGCCGUACUGUGUCGUGGAGUGGAGCCCAGGAACAGAUUCUUUAAAUAAUUUUAAUUUCACAAAAACUAUAGUGCUUUUGGAGAGCACUUUACUUAAAAUACAAGACUAAAAAACCUCAACGGCUUAUCAAGGCCGUACAAUUAUGGGUGUGGAUACCAAGAGUGUCUCUUCUACCAGCAGCACUGAGCCCAAUGGAAGCAUAGCCAGCAGCAACAUUGUCGUCGUCGUCAGCAGCAGCAGCAGUGGUAGUAGUUCAAUCCCAUCGUCAUCCGUUGCCCCAGCCACCAGCACCGCAUCAUCGGUUUCAUCAUCUUCCGCUCAGCAUCAGCACCAGCAGCGGGGAACUGUGGCGUCCACCAAUAAAGGAGUCGAGAUGUGCUCUUGUGAUAACCAGAACUUUUCACCAUCCGCCGCCACCACGUCCAAUGGCAAUAAACGUAAACGGCGUUUAACCAGCGACUCAAAUGAUGAUGCUAAGGAUCCCGAACUCGGUUUUGAGCCACCAUCGGCUAAGCGUCAACAGCGAUUGCCCGCUCUCUAUGGCAGCGACCAGAGCAGCAACCUAUCUUCAGUGGCCUCCUCGGUCUAUACCUCGCCCGUGGUCUCGGCCGAUGGCCAGCACAGCCAGGAGUUGCUCAGCAUACGCAGCUCACCGGCCGAGGAGUUGUCGGAGCAACCGCCACACAGUCCGCUGCCGGACAGCCCGGACAGUCCGCCGAGCCCGGAUCGCGGUGCGAAGCAGGCGCCAGUCAUGGUGCGUUACGCCGGAGUAGAGACAACAGUGAAAUCGGUCAACAACAGCUCGCGAGUGGAGCAGCAAGAGGACGAUGACCUAUUGGACGACAGCUGCGAGGAUUACUCGUACGACGAGGACGAUGGGGAGGAGGAAGAUGACGACGAUGAGGAUGAGGAGAUCAACUCGUCCACCGUUUCUCCAGCAUCAUCGGGCUGCAGCCAACAGCAGGCGGUUAAUGGAGAGCGUACUCCUGGCCUGCAACAGCACCAGAAGCAGCAGUUCCAGCAACAGCAGCCUUCGUGUCCGGUUACCAUGAUGCCCAUCAAGGCUGUGGAGUCGGAUUCGGCUGCCUUCAAUUGUAUGUCGCCAGCCGUGGAAACCGCGUUGCGCCAGUGCCCACUACCCGCCUUGGCUUGGGCCAACGCCGCGGAUGUGUGGCGCCUGAUGUCCCAGCGAGAUGAGCAGGAUUCGCGUCUCCGUUGUGUCUACAUGCUGGAGCAGCAUCCUGGACUGCAGCCACGUAUGCGCGCCAUUCUCUUGGACUGGUUGAUCGAGGUCUGCGAGGUGUACAAGCUGCACCGGGAGACCUUCUACCUGGCCGUCGACUACUUGGAUCGCUAUCUGCACGUGGCGCACAAGGUGCAGAAGACCCAUUUGCAGCUGAUCGGCAUCACCUGCCUGUUCGUGGCCGCCAAGGUGGAGGAGAUCUACCCGCCCAAAAUCGGGGAGUUCGCCUACGUUACGGACGGCGCCUGCACGGAGCAGGACAUUCUCAAUCAUGAAAAGAUCCUGCUGCAAGCGCUCGACUGGGACAUCAGCCCCAUCACCAUCACCGGCUGGCUGGGCGUCUACAUGCAGCUGAAUGUCAACAAUCGCACACCGGCCUCGUUUGCCCACAUUGGCAGACAGAAGGCUGCAGAGGCUGACGAUGCCUUCAUCUACCCGCAGUUCUCUGGCUUUGAGUUCGUGCAGACCUCGCAGCUGCUGGACCUGUGCACCCUGGAUGUGGGCAUGGCCAACUACUCGUACUCGGUGCUGGCAGCAGCCGCUAUCAGUCAUACAUUUAGUCGUGAGGCCGCUCUGCGCUGUUCUGGCUUGGAUUGGCAGGUGAUUCAGCCUUGCGCUCGUUGGAUGGAGCCCUUCUUCAAGGUCAUCUCCCAGAAGGCCACAUAUCUGCAGCUGAACGAGCAGAACGAGCAGGUCAGCAACAAGUUUGGCUUGGCUCAUAUUUGCCCCAACAUUGUCACCGACGACUCGCACAUUAUCCAGACCCACACCACCACCAUGGAUAUGUAUGACGAAGUGCUAAUGGCCCAGGAUGCAGCCCAAGCCAUUCGAGCCCGCACCCAGGCAUCCCCAGCCACCGCGCUGCGCGCCCCAGAGAAUCUGCUCACGCCUCCCGCCUCUAGUCACAAGCCCGACGAGUAUCUCGGCGAUGAUGGUGACGAGACGGUGGCCAGGAGUGGCGCCUGCAGCAGCACCAGCACCAACACUAUCGCUGCGACCAGCUGCAGUAGCAGCAGGGGAGAUCGCUGAGGCGAUCCCCUUCCUCUCUCUCUCAACCAUAACACACCCGCCCAAACAGUCUCUACGUUAAGUGUUUCUUAUAUUUAAAUUAUUUUUGUUAAGUGAAAAGUUAUUUAGUUAGUUGGCUAAUUCCUAUGCUAAAAAAAACAUAUUUAAUUUGAAAUUUUCCGCGCGCACCUUCUGUUUCUCCCAACUCGCGUUCUUAAUUUCCCUUUUUGCUCAGUUUAUUAUUUAAAUUUUUUGUGUAUUUAU